AUGGCGCCUGCCCGGACUUCUCGCGGAAAAGCUCCGAAAACUCAUCAUGACUCCGGUCGGACUCUUAAGCGAAAGCGUGGCGAGGACACACUCUCUUCGCUCGUUCAACGCGUCGAAGAUCUGGACUUGAAAGCCACCGUGAAGAACUUCUCCGAUCUCCCACUCUCCGAGCCCACCCAAAAGGGCCUCGCAGCCUCGCACUUCAAGACCUUGACCGACAUCCAGCAGCGCGCUAUCGUUCAUUCUCUCAAGGGUCGCGACAUUUUGGGUGCUGCGAAGACUGGAUCAGGAAAAACCUUGGCCUUCAUUAUUCCCGUCCUCGAAAAUCUAUACCGUCGGCAGACGACCGAACUCGAUGGCUUAAGUGCACUCAUUCUCUCCCCUACACGCGAACUGGCGAUUCAAAUUUUCGAGGUGUUGCGCAAAGUUGGCCGUUACCAUGCCUUCUCCGCUGGCUUGGUUAUCGGUGGAAAGAGUCUGCGCGAGGAACAAGAUCGACUGGGUCGCAUGAACAUCCUGGUCUGCACGCCGGGUCGUAUGCUGCAGCAUCUGGAUCAGACAGCCAUGUUCGAGACACACAAUCUGCAGAUGCUCGUUUUCGAUGAAGCCGAUAGAAUUCUCGAUAUGGGAUUCCAGAAGACCGUGGAUGCGAUUAUCGAUCACCUUCCCAAGGAGCGCCAGACUAUGCUGUUCAGUGCUACGCAGACAAAGAAGGUCUCUGACCUGGCACGUCUCAGUCUAAAGGAUCCCGAAUACAUCGCUGUUCACGAAGCAGCCGCCUCGGCCACACCGUCGACUCUCAAGCAGCACUAUGUAAUCACUCCUCUCGCCUCAAAGCUCGAUACCUUGUGGAGCUUCAUCCGAAGCAAUCUCAAGUCCAAGACCGUCGUCUUCUUGGCCUCAGGAAAGCAGGUACGAUUUGUGUACGAGUCAUUCCGACACUUGCAGCCCGCUGUAGACUGGGUCAUUCAAAUGGACUGUCCCGAAGAUGCCGACACGUACAUUCAUCGGGUAGGACGUACUGCUCGUUACGAGCGUGUCGGCCGUGCUGUGCUAUUCCUUGACCCCAGCGAGGAGAAGGGCAUGUUGAGCCGACUCGAGCAAAAGAAAGUGCCCAUUGAAAAGAUCAACAUCAAGGCGAGCAAGCAGAGCAGCAUUAAAAAUCAGCUGCAAAACAUGUGUUUCAAAGAUCCGGAAUUGAAGUACUUGGGUCAAAAGGCUUUCAUCUCUUACGUCAAAUCGUGCUUCGUGCAACCCGACAAGACGAUAUUCAACAUUAAGGAACUCAAGCUGGAAGACUUUGCGGCUAGUCUGGGUCUUCCUGGUGCUCCUCGCAUCAAGUUCAUCAAGGGAGACAAUACGAAGGAGCGCAAGAAUGCUUCUUGGAAGAUGGCUCACCUCUCUAGCGGUGAGGACUCAGAUGAGGAGGGCGAAGGCAAGAAGAAGGAGAAGAAGGAUGAGAACCAGGUGCGAACCCGCUAUGACCGCAUGUUCGAGCGACGAAACCAGGACGUCCUGGCGGAACAUUAUCACAAGCUCAUCAACGAUGACGGCACCAUGGUUGCGACCGGAGCCGGCGAUGGCGCUGGUGAAGACGCCGACGAGGAUGCCGACUUCCUGUCUGUCAAGCGACGCUUCGUCGCGGGUGAUGAGGACCUCGGCCGCCAGAGUGAUUCUGACUCGGACGAAUCUGUCGAGGAAGCGAAGCCAACCAGGAUGGUGCAAAUUGACGGCCAGGAGCCGCUGGUUAUCGACUCCAAGCGUCGCGAGAAGCUCCUCAAAUCAAAGAAGAAGUUGCUCAAGUUCAAAGGCAAGGGUACCAAGUUGGUGUACGACGAUGAUGGUGUUGCCCACGAGAUCUACGAGAUGGAGGACGAGGAGGCAUUCAAGGCCCGUGGCGAUGCCAAUGCCCAGCGCCAGCGCUUCGUGGAAGAGGAGAUCGAGCGUACUCGCCGUGCCGAUAUCGAGGACAAGGCGCUCGUGCGCGAGAAGAAGCGCGAAAAGAAGGAAAAGCGCAAGGCACGCGAUCGUGCGCUUGCCGAGGAGGAGGCCGAGGAGGAAUCCGGUGUUCAGGGUCUGCCUUAUGUGCCCUUCGAGAUUCCAGGAUCCGAUUCAGGCUCCGAGGCGGAAGAGCACCGGGCCAGCAAGAAGGCACGCGUCACUUUUGCCGACCCCAGCAGCGACGAGGACGAGAGCAGGAGCAAGAAGAGCAAGAAGGCCAAGAGAGCAGAGCCUCAAAUCGAGACGCUCGGAGAUCUGGAGGCUUUGGCCAGUGGAUUGCUGGACUAA
Penicillium maclennaniae is the source of this 2289-nucleotide messenger RNA. It is a transcript of the gene dbp4, whose product is annotated as RNA-dependent ATPase HCA4. Gene Ontology annotation, biological process: rRNA processing. The coding region runs from base 1 to 2289 and encodes 762 amino acids. Gene Ontology annotation, cellular component: nucleus. The transcript has 2 exons. Gene Ontology annotation, molecular function: ATP binding; nucleic acid binding; RNA helicase activity. NCBI's taxonomy places the organism in Eukaryota, Fungi, Ascomycota, Eurotiomycetes, Eurotiales, Aspergillaceae. The record is from RefSeq and is a predicted model, not a curated record.